CAAUCUGGGCGGCGCGGGGCGGAGCGCUGAGCGUGGCCAAGCUUUGCAUAGCGACCUGCGGGCUUUAAAGGCACCUGUGAGGCUCAGUGCUUAGACCCACCGCGAGGAUCGUCAUCAUGCAUCGCGUACCGCUGCUGCUCGUGCUGGGCUUGCUGCUCGCGGGUCCCGCCGCCCCUGCGCGCCUCGGCCCGAAGCGCCCUUCCCGACUCGGCGGCUUCUCCUGGGAUAACUGUGAUGAAGGAAAAGACCCUGCAGUGAUCAAGAGCCUGACGCUCCAACCUGACCCCAUUGUCGUUCCUGGAGAUGUGGUUGUCAGUGCUGAGGGCAAGACCACCGUCCCCCUCACGUCUCCUCAGAAGGUGGAGCUCACUGUGGAGAAAGAAGUGGCUGGCUUCUGGGUCAAGAUCCCCUGCGUAGAACAGCUAGGCAGCUGUACGUACGAGGACGGCUGUGAGCUGUUGAACAUGUACAUUCCCCCCGGAGAGCCCUGCCCGGAGCCCCUGCACAGCUAUGGCCUGCCCUGCCACUGUCCCUUCAAGGAAGGCACCUAUUCACUGCCCACGAGCAACUUCACAGUGCCAGACCUGGAGCUGCCGAGCUGGCUGAGCACCGGCAACUACCGCAUCCAGGGAAUCCUGAGCAGCGGUGGGAAGCGCCUGGGCUGCAUCAAGAUCGCCGCCUCUCUCAAGGGCAGAUAGCCUGGCGGCAGCCAUCACAGAAUGAAGGGGCACCAGGGAGGCAUGCCUCUUCUUCUGUGUUCCAGGGCCCAGACCUGCCCGCCUCAAGCUCUCUUCUCCAAUGAUUCUCUACCCCUCUCUGCAAAUCACUGUACAACCUGACCUGAGGGAGGAUGGACCAGACGGGUCUGGACAUCUGCUGGGCUGUGAGCCAUGCUCCUCCCCACUCUUUCUAAGCAUUUCUUUCCUGUCCAAAACAGUCAAGGAAUGGGAACCAACGUGUUGGGGGAAUCUUAAGUUCAAACUGACCCAACCUUGGCCUCCCGAAGUUUUCCCUACCCCACCCCUUCUUUUUAGUCAUCGACUUAAAACCAGACUAACAGUAUUAACCUUUCUCAUUCCGCCCUAAACCUCUCCUGCAAAGAGGCCUAGGUAAUCCCUCUUAGUCUGUCCCCCCAUUAACUUCCAUUGCAUUCUCUUCUCAGCUUGCCUAGCCAACACAGGGGCUGAUGGAUCCAGGAGAGGCGGGGCAGUGUGUGGCAGAAACCCCAUGGGAGUUAUGAUGGGCAUGUCCCACUAAGCUCCACAAAAGCCCAGGUGCCUGCAGGGCCAAGCAGAAGACCUAGGGAGCCAAGGCAGUCUCUUCCAGGCAUGGCUUUCACAUUUCCUUUUUUUUUUUUUUGGCAUGAUACACAUACAAGGAAUGGAAUGGCAUUCCUUAUACUAGACAAGGUAUAAAACCCCAAACCCAAUAGCACAUGUGCCAGGUGGCCAGGGUCUGGAAUGGCACAUCUAGUCCUGGGAGGUACAGUCUGAUGUGACCAGUAAGUGCCAUGUAAGAAUGUUGCCAGAUAGUCGCAAUAUUUUUCUCCCUUAGGCCCCACACCCAGACUUUUAUACGAAAUCUUAGCAUUUUUAACUAUUGGUAACAAAUUGUUUUUUUUAUAUGCUGUACAGGCCAAAGGGGCCAUGUGGGCUUGUCUGGGGGUAUCUGGCUCACAGGUGGCUGUUUUCUCAGUCUCAAGUUACCUGGCACCACCUCUUCCCUCUUCAGGGUCAAGUCCAUGGUGCCUGGCCUCAAGGAGGGCUCAGCCUGUACCAGGUCUAGGUGGCAUCUGAGAGCUCGGAACUGUGCCAGCCUCAGAGUACAUCACCAUCAGGGUCCAGGGGCUCACACUGGAGUGGGCCCCCCAGAAGCCACCAUGUGGAACAGGGAUCCCAUGAAGAGAGUGGAUCCUACAUCAGGUUGCACCCUGACAACUUCCCGAGCCUCGGACGGACAGCUCAGGUUCUGGGCUGGAAGCCUAGGCUGGCAAUAAAUCUUUUUAACUUGC
Molecule: messenger RNA, 2011 nt
Organism: Peromyscus leucopus (white-footed mouse)
Lineage: Eukaryota; Metazoa; Chordata; Mammalia; Rodentia; Cricetidae
Gene: Gm2a
Product: GM2 ganglioside activator
Exons: 4
Coding region: 117-698 (193 amino acids)
Biological process (GO): lipid transport; ganglioside catabolic process
Cellular component (GO): cytoplasmic side of plasma membrane
Molecular function (GO): lipid carrier activity; enzyme activator activity
Source: RefSeq, a predicted model, not a curated record